AUGAUGAACACCCUCUCCGAGUGUGAAGUGAAACCCAUGUUCCUGGACGUCGUCCUCAAGUUCGGAGACCAGGAGGCGAUCUUUGAAGAAUCCUCGGGUUUUAGAGAGACAUACCAACAGGCAAACGGAUCAUUUGAUCUCUGCUACCAACUGAUAUCCCACUUCAAGCCGGAGGAACUACAGUCUCUUCGCAACCUUGAAGACAAAGUUGUGUUCCGUGCACUCAGCGGGCUUCGAAGCUCCAUAGUCCUGAUCCAAGCAGCACUUGGCCUGCUUGCAAAUCUCCUCGAUAUGCAGAGCAAAGAGUCGUCGGACCAGAUCAACAAACACAUGCUCCAAUUAACCCGCGAAAGUGUCGACGAUAAUGCCACUGUCAAAGUCAUAACUGUCUGCACGCUCAUCUAUCUUCCAGCAUCGUUCACGGCGACACUGCUUGGAAUGAACCUUUUCGAGUUCGAGUCUAAUGACGUGUUUACAAUCCAGCUGCAGUAA
Lasiodiplodia theobromae is the source of this 492-nucleotide messenger RNA. RefSeq lists its product as uncharacterized. The coding region runs from base 1 to 492 and encodes 163 amino acids. NCBI's taxonomy places the organism in Eukaryota, Fungi, Ascomycota, Dothideomycetes, Botryosphaeriales, Botryosphaeriaceae. The transcript is spliced from 7 exons. The record is from RefSeq and is a predicted model, not a curated record.